Artibeus jamaicensis (Jamaican fruit-eating bat) is the source of this 3581-nucleotide messenger RNA. RefSeq names its product N-acetyltransferase 16 (putative) (gene NAT16). NCBI's taxonomy places the organism in Eukaryota, Metazoa, Chordata, Mammalia, Chiroptera, Phyllostomidae. The record is from RefSeq and is a predicted model, not a curated record.
CGCCACUGGCACCUCCCGGCCCCCCGGCGCCGGGUGUCGGAGCCCGCGGGCGGCAUCUGUGCCUUCGGACUCCCGGCGCGUCACCGGAGUUCGACCCUCGGGACCCAAAGUGACGCCCUUCCCGGCGGCCUGCGCGGCCACCCGGCUCGGCGUCUCCGCGUCCCGGCCCCCGCGCCCGCCGGCGAGGGACCCAUGAACAGCUGGUGAGGUUGCCUGGAGAUGCAAAUAGGAGCCACAAGUUAACCUGCUCAUCUCUAGGACACAGUAUCCCGAGAGCCUGAUGCAAGGAGUCUGAAGCUGGAGCUUGUUGUUGGCCUGGAAUCUGCUGACAGUGAGAGGAAGGCAGUUCGGGGUUCCUACCACAUAAUCUGGUUCUGAGUCAGCUCAGCCCUCAGCACUUGGGACCUCUGACUCCUGCCAAGGACCCAGUAAUUCCUUUUUUAAAAAAAGAUUUAAGAUUUUAUUUAUUUAUUUUUAGAGAGAGGAGAAUGAAGGGAGAAAGAAGGGAGAUACACAUCCAUGUGCAAAAGAUACAUCUAUCAGUUGCCUCUCACACACCCCCAGCUGGAAACCUGGCCUGCAACCCAGGCAUGUGCCUUGACUGGGAAGUGAAUGGGUGCCCUUUAGGUUGGCAGGCUGGUGCUCAGUGCACCUGGCCACACUAGCCAGGGCAGGACCCAGUAAUUCCUAUCUUCACUCUUCAGGCCGGGUUUGGAGAUUGGGAUAGACAAAAAAAGCUACACAAGGGGGGGUGUUGGGGGAGAAAAAAACUACACAAAAUAGUUUCAUUUUCCUGGCUCCCCCACUGGCCUGGGAGCUAGGAAAACAUAGUCUUGAGUCUCAGUUUCCUCACUGUGAAAGGUAUGGGUUGAACUGGGUGGUCUCUAGUGGCCUUAACAGGGACUCGAAGAUCCUCUGAGCCUGUGCCUUUGAUGAUACUGGCCUGAGCUGACUCACCUGGAAGAGCCCUAGGCAACAGCAUCAGUCUGAAAAGAAAGAGGGUAAUGAAGCUGGAAGCUGGCUGUGGUGUAGCCACCUCAGAGGUCCCUAAGUCCAAAAAAGAGGCUGAACCAGAUGGGGAGCCACUCUCAGAAAACCUGCCACAGGAGGCCAGGCCUGGAUCAGGGUUUGAGACUGAGGACAAGCCUCUGGGGGCUGAGUCAGGGCCUAAGGCCAAGGCCAAAUUCUUGGGGGCCAAGCCCAGAUCUGGAUCUGGGCCUGAGACUGAGGUUGAAUGGUUGGACUUCAUGGGGGCUACAGCACAGGAGUUUGAGCAGGUGCUGGCCAUCUCAGGGAGCUCCUGUGGUGGCCUCAACUAUCUUCCUAACCCCUAUCACAGCUGGCUCUGGGACCCCCACCUGACCAUGGUGCUGACCAAGUGGAAUAGAGGAGUGAUCGCGCAGGAGUCGGUGCACUUGAUUGACGGGAAGACGGCGCUGGUGGAGGGGCUGCGAGUGGCGCCCUGGGAGUGCGGCAAGGGCGUGACCAAACUGCUGCGGCGCUUCAGUUUGCAGCUAGUCAAGCGACUACCUGGGGGUAAGGUGGCACAGCUUGCCCGGGAAGAGCCGCUGCCCCUCUGGGGGCUGAAGAAAAACCACCUAAUCACCAAGCAGGGCGUCCUUUUGGUCAGAUUCAACGGGUUGACGCUGCUGGCAGGUCUGGGCGCGAGGCAGGCGGCGCUGCGGGUCUCAGGCACCUUCUCUCCCCUGCCCACCGAGGCCCUGUCAGAGGCAGGCGGCAACGUGGCAAACCUCCUGCUGUCGCCCACCCUCGUGGAAGGCAGGACCUUCAUCCAGGACUGGAAGCCCUAGACCGAGAGCAGCCUGCGCCUGCUGGCGGCCGAGGGCCUGGAGUGGCGCGUGGACGGCCGCAAGCGCCCGGGCGUGAUCACGCUAUGCACACGCCCUUUCCUCAUUCUGCUUGGCAGCGAAGGCGCAUGGUGCUGCCUCGGCGUAGAUGCCUUUGGCUGCGACUGUGCUCAAAUGCAGAGUCAAUUUCCGUGGCGUCUGCAGCUCCGGACCCCGCACCUCACUGGCCUCAACGUCUCGUGUCUGCUGUUCCUGGCGCCCCAGUUGUCACAGCUGCCUUAUUUCUGCCCCGGCUUGGGGCUCGAGCCGAUCAAGGAUUACGCUGAGCAGUGUCUGCUGGAGGGCAACGUCUGAGGCCUCCACUGUCUGAGGAGCGCUUUAUACCCUCUCCCCUCCCCCAGCACUGGAUCCCCAGAAAACCUGGCCCUCAUUUGCAAGCUCCACCCCCUACCCUGCUGCCUAUCGUAACCAAUUCUCCAUCCCUCCCUUUUGCCCCUACUCUGUCAUCUUGCCUCUAACACUCCCAAACACCGUUGCCCAAAGCCUGAUCUGAGUCACCUGGCUUGGGGGAGACCCUUGUGCUGCAAUUGUCCACACUUUCCCCUUCCCGGCCAAAGAACUUGUUCCUUCACACGCUUCAUAGCUUUUUCCUGUGCAUCGUCCUAUCCUGGGAGUGAACUCUGUCCUUUCUCGCUCUCCUUUCUGCCUCCUCCUGGUGGGAAGUGGGCAGAAGUGCAUGCAACGUCCAGCACCUCUCCCGGAGCACAGCCUCCCGGAAAAAACUGUCUUCCUCCUGCUCCUUCCCAAGCCCUCAGAGCUUGCCCAGCGCUCCCCUCACUGCCCUCUUAGCCUCUCGUGCCUCCAGACCAGUGGCCUCUCCCUCCUCUCUGCACCCCCAUCUUCCUCCUCCCUAGACCUCCCAGACACAGCUCCUCAUUGCCUCUCUGUUCCCUUUCUCCGUGACGUUUAUCACCCACCCUGUGUGCAAUAUGGAGAGGGACCCUGUAAAUGAAAUAGAUUUAUAAUGCUUUCCCUCCUUUGGCCCUCUGUGCUCUGGUGUUGCACCUUUCUGUGCCUGCCCCUCUGAUUCGGGUUUCCUCCAAUUUUGCACGACGUUGCUAUUUCACAGGGCUCCUCCCUGAUGUCCCCCAACCAGCGGCAGAACCAGGAGGCUCAGGCUGGAGGGUUGUGUAGUGGAGCACAGGCCCCUCAGCCUGUGUGGGGCUGUCUCCUGAUUCUAAAAGGCUCCUUCUAGUGAGACUGGAACUCCCAACUCCAGGUUUUUCCGGACAGUCCCCUCCCUCUCGUUCCUUUCUGCUUUUUGGACUUUGGCAGUCUUCUAGUUAAAUACAAGUAGUGACAGCUGUAUUUCCACAGUGCUGUCUUCUAUACUGGAUCCUCACAUCUACCGCAGAGGGAGGAAAUAGAGGCCCAGGAAAAUCCAAGUGACUGCCCAGUCUCUCGCAGUAGCUGGGAGCUUCACAGGGACUAGAACUCAGAUGUCCCAUGCCUCAAGCAGGCCUCUGAGCUACCUCACGGUAGCUUGAAUUCCGUGUUGCACGGUGGAGAGCUGCACUGACAGCAAGCACAGGGCUCCCCCGGAUGGAAUCCGAGAUGUGGGCAGAGGAGGGCGCCAGAAGGUGGAAAGUGGGCAAGGAGAACCACUGCUGUUCCAGUUGCGCCUUUGCUGAUGCGCUCCUCUACCUGCUGUGCCUGGCCGUGCUGCCGCCCUUCCAGUCACUUCAACCAAGGCUAUGUUGCAAUAAAAACGAA